AAGCAGAAGGAAAACAAGUUAUUGUUAAUACAUUUUCAAACAUCAAUACUGACAUAGAAGCUUGUCUGUCAAAUAAGAUCAGUUGUCAAGUAGAUAAACUUUCAACAUUUAAAUCUGAAACACAAUUUCAAAAUAGGAUCAAACAUUUUUGGCUGGAAUCUGAUAAACAAAUAUUCAUUCUUCAAUGUGAUAUAACAACUGUCAAUGUGGGAUGUAUUAAAUUAGCUAAAUUUAUUAUUGAACAAUUACAUGGAGAAUUCUUAAUUAAAAGACACAAUAGCAACAACAAAAUUCCAAUGAAACAUGCUUGUAUAAUUUUACACAUUCGCCAUGAGCAAGAAACACCUUUUAAUUUCAUGUGUGGAUGGGAGCAAAUUACUAUUGAAACAUUACAAGUCCAAGAUAAACCUUUAUCCAGCUUUUUGGAAAAAUCUAUGGCUGAUAUUAUCAAUACUAUAUAUCCAUUUGAAGAUAUCUUGAAACAAGAAUUAUUAUGGGUUCUAAUUACACAAAUUCCAAAUAAUAAAAAUCUGGUCACAUGUUUAAAGGACCGAACACAAAAAUGGUUGGAAACAAAUCCUGAACCAGAUUGGCAAAACAAAGUUGCAUCAGACAAAAAACUUUUAUACCCAUAUUCUUCAUUUUCAGGUGCAUUACAAGCAUAUUUACGUAUCAUUAUUCGGAAACCAAUUGCAAAACUUUUAUGUGCAAUUGAAAGGUUAUCAGCAACCAGUACCUUAUUUUUGAUUGAUGGAAUGCAAGAAAUAGAGCAAUCUCAAAAUCUACUUGAGUUCUGGAUAAAAUGUUUUAUGGAUCAAAAAAUUGUGAACAUUGAUGAAAUAUCAGAUCCUAAGCCAGAUGGAUAUAGUAUAUCUGUAAAUAAUUAUAAUCUUGAACUUCCAUUUUCAUUUUAUUUUGUGAAAAGAAUUGAAUCAUUUAAAGAGUUAUUUGAAGAAGAAAUAAAUCAGUACAAUGAUAAUGAGGGAAAUAUUGAUCCUAAGACUGGAGAACUUUACCAUCAUUUUUUUGAUGGUUACAUAAAAGGCUUUUCAAUUAUUGUUAAAAAUUCCAUACCAUCAUUCAAAAAAUCUUUAUUAAAUUUAUACCCACAUUUGUACUUCAAUGAUUUUGUUAAGAUAAUUUCUUCUGACGAUCCUGCUGGUUAUGAAAAUUUGGCAUCUUUACUUACAAAACUUAUAGGAGAAAAGCAAAUUUUGGAUCCAGUUUUUUUACAUGCAUAUUGGUGGAGGAAUGCAAAGAGUGUUUUAAAUGAAUAUCAAUCAAAAUUUCCAAAGGUUAAGAUAACAGAUUGUAAUAACUCUGAAUCUUUUGAGCAUUCACAAGUUAAGGAGAUGGUAAGGGUCAUGUUAUAUUAUAUUAGUGAAUUACAAAACUUGACACAUAAUAUUUUUGAACAAUGGCAACAUGAUGUUACAAAAGUUUUAUCACUUGGAAUGAAAGUUUUGAAAGGUCAACAAUUACUUUCUCAUCAAAUGCUAACUGAUUUUAUUAACAAGAUCUUUGAUGUUCUUUACCAAAUUGAACCAAUUGAUAAAUAUUCAAGUAUUAAUGAUGCUUAUAAAGAAAAAUUGACAUCAGAGCAAGAGAAUGAAAUUGCAUCUGUGGUUUGGGCAAAAAUACCAGCAGAUGCACUUAUCGUAGCAUUGAAAAGAUUUAUGUUAAGAUUUUUGUCUGCAGAGUCAAAAGAUUACUCAAAACAUCUAUUGAGUAUUUAUUUAAAAAAUGAGGAUUUAUAUUUCUGGCCAUUAGGAAUUGAUGAAGCAAUAAUUGGAUUGUUUCCAGAUACAUUAUUGGUUUCACAUACAUUUGCUACAUAUGAAUUCUGUGUGCAAAGAUCAAAUAUCAAAAAUAAACUGGACAAGAUAAUAAUCCAGCAAGAAAGGGCAAAACAGAUUUGA
Entrophospora candida is the source of this 1919-nucleotide messenger RNA. The record is from the annotation of a GenBank genome assembly. Lineage: Eukaryota; Fungi; Glomeromycota; Glomeromycetes; Entrophosporales; Entrophosporaceae.